GGCUCUCCGGUUCUCGCGCCUGUGUAGGGACUUCACCACCACCAUGUUGAGCAAAAGGGCAAAGGCCAAGACCACCAAGAAGCGCCCUCAGCGCGCCACGUCCAAUGCGUUUGCCAUGCUUGACCAGUCACAGGUUCAGGAGUUCAAAGAGGCCCUCAACGUGAUUGAUCAGAACCGAGACGGUUUCAUUGACAAGGAGGAUUUGCAUGAUAUGUUUGCUUCAUUGGGGAAAAACCCAGCUGAUGAGUAUCUGGACGCCAUGAUGAAUGAGGCCCCAGGCCCCAUCAGUUUCACCACGUUUCUCACCAUGUUUGGUGAGAAGCUGAAUGGCACAGAUCCAGAAGAUGUCAUCAGAAAUGCUUUUGCUUGCUUUGAAGAAGCCACAGGCACCGUUCAGGAGGACUGCCCGGGAGAGCCGCUGACAACCACGGGAGACCGGCUUACGGACGAGCAGGCGGACGAGCUGCUCAGAGAAGCUCCAUUGACAAAAAGGGGAACUUCAAUUACACGGAGUCACACGCAUCCUCACACAUGGAGCGAAAGACAAGGAUGACUGAGAGGACCUCAUAUUCCAGCCAAAUGUUCCUUGUUGCCACGUCGGGUAUUUCUGAGAUUUUUCUCUU
Molecule: messenger RNA, 623 nt
Organism: Lepus europaeus (European hare)
Lineage: Eukaryota; Metazoa; Chordata; Mammalia; Lagomorpha; Leporidae
Product: myosin regulatory light polypeptide 9-like
Exons: 1
Coding region: 44-553 (169 amino acids)
Biological process (GO): platelet aggregation
Cellular component (GO): cytoplasm
Molecular function (GO): calcium ion binding
Source: RefSeq, a predicted model, not a curated record